GCUUAUGCGAACGGCUUGUUGACAUCAUCAUCAGCUGACAGGAAGGGGCCACAGGAAGGAUUUCGUGUUUGUCUGUGUUUUUUGCGCUGAUUAUGGGAUGUUUUCUCAGAACUGAUGCUUGAUGAAAUGGGGAACAACACUAGCGUUAAAGAAAUUGAGGAUAUACCAGAAGAUAAUGGAAUACGUUUCCGCGGAAAGCUCGUGCCGGAAGAGAUUCUUUGCAUCAUCUUCUCCUUCGUUCCUGGAAGGGACCUUUUGCGUUCAGUGACGUUCGUGUGCAAGUACUGGCACGACCUCCUCACACAUUACCACUUUUGGUUCAGAAAACUAGAAGUUGAAGGGAUCACCUUAUCAGAUAAAUCCAAAGAAAAACUGCUCUCGCUUGAUGAUGAAAGGAGUGUCCUGCAUAUACUGCAAGGGCUCGCUACACACCACUUGCCUCUCAACAGGAACCUGAUCAAGAAUCCUUGUGGUGCUAAUGGCAUGAAAUACUGGCAAUGCCAACACAACAAAAACAUGAUCACAGUAGAGUCCGAGCCCAUAGGUAGUGACCCAAUACCUGAAGAAGCAGAACUGCCGACACAGCACUGUUUCGUCACCUCGUAUAUGAUGAGCUGCAGAACGCAAACCUUUACACUGAAUAAGCUCGGAAUCUCACCAAAAAUGAUGGAUUUAUUGAAGCCAGAUAUCUAUGUGUGUCAAUGGGUGAGUGCAAGGUGGGACUGUCGAUCGCAGAGUGAGGUUGUGAUUGAGCUGUGUGGCACGCAAGAGACAAGGCGUGUCAAGCUGACGUGGAGUUCUGAUGACGACGGCGUUGUGGGGAGGAAGUGGUAUAAGAUGGAGACCACAAUAACAGACUACCCAGCAGGACUCUCUCGGAUAUCUUACUCAAGCUUUGGGAAGGACCUGCAGUUCUGGGCUGGAUUUUAUGGGUCGAAAACCACAGGAUCCACCUUGAAAUUGGUUUUCAACUGAGUUAGACAUUAAGUUAGAAUCAAAUACUCAUUUUUACUUAAAGAGAUUAAUUCUCUUGCUGUUUCUCUCUCCUCUUUCUUCCUUUUCCUUGUCUGUUCUCUAUUCUCUCUCUCUCUCUAUAUAUAUAUACAUAUACAGGAAGUCCCCAACUUAAGAACAUAAUGGGGACCAAGCGGCUGUUUGUAAGUUGAUUUGUUUGUAUGUCGAAAGUCGGGUCUCCAUUAUCUAUUUUCCCAUUGUUUUAAAGUUUUGUUUACAUUAAGAAUACCUGUAAAUAAAUCCCAAUAAGUACGACAUACCUUAUACAGUACCAGACUCUUGAACUAUAUUCGCGCCCGGGAAAUUUGAAGUUUGCUAGCAUCUUUCAAACAAUUUUUUGGACUUUAGUGUUUAAAAAAUUUUGUUUGUAUGUAUGGAAUGUUCAUAAGUAGAAUGUUCUUAAAUAGGGGACUAUCUGUAUAUUAAAGUUCCUCUUUUCUUUUCCUUUACAUACAUGCAUUUGUAUUGAUGCGCACAUAUAACAGUGUUAUUUUGUUUUUAUUUUAUUUUAUUUUUUCCCCCAGUUAUUAAUUCUCCUGCUCUAAAGUGACAGUCCUCAAACAAUUACUUAAAAAAAAGAGCAAGGUCCCUUACGAGUUUAAAACAUUCAAUAAAUAAUCUGUCCACAUUCAUCGGUUAGCAAAAGAGUUUGUUUACUGAUAAAUCUCUUCUUCAGAUUAUUUUAUCAGUUUAUCUUCAUCUUUAUGGUAGUAAAAUGAUUUACAAUAUUGCAUUUAAGAUUUUUUUAAUUUCAUAGAAUAUCCGGUUUUAUUGUUGUUGUGUUAUUUUGUGUUGGCAGCGCAUGUGUGUACAUGUAGUCCAUGCGUCUGCAGCAUGUGUGCGUGUGUGUGUAGCCCGAGUGUGUUAAGUGUGUGCGUGCAUGUGUAGCCAGUGCAUCUGCAGCGCAUGAGUGCAUGUGUAGCCUAUGCAUAUUCAUAUGAGAGAGAGAGAGGGGGAGAGAGACAGAGAGAGAGAGAGAGACAGAGACAGAGAGAGAGAGACAUACAGACAGAGACAGAGAGAGAGAGAAAGACAUACAGACA
Penaeus indicus is the source of this 2057-nucleotide messenger RNA. Its product is annotated as F-box only protein 44-like. Gene Ontology annotation, molecular function: ubiquitin protein ligase activity; protein binding. Bases 115 to 975 code for a protein of 286 amino acids. The transcript has 7 exons. The record is from RefSeq and is a predicted model, not a curated record. Gene Ontology annotation, cellular component: SCF ubiquitin ligase complex; cytoplasm. NCBI's taxonomy places the organism in Eukaryota, Metazoa, Arthropoda, Malacostraca, Decapoda, Penaeidae. Gene Ontology annotation, biological process: glycoprotein catabolic process; SCF-dependent proteasomal ubiquitin-dependent protein catabolic process.